Messenger RNA from Pelmatolapia mariae (spotted tilapia), 1014 nucleotides. RefSeq names its product P2Y purinoceptor 1-like. The transcript has a single exon. The record is from RefSeq and is a predicted model, not a curated record. Bases 1 to 1014 code for a protein of 337 amino acids. Lineage: Eukaryota; Metazoa; Chordata; Actinopteri; Cichliformes; Cichlidae. Gene Ontology annotation, biological process: G protein-coupled receptor signaling pathway. Gene Ontology annotation, cellular component: membrane. Gene Ontology annotation, molecular function: neuropeptide receptor activity.
AUGUCAGGAAUAGCAACGAGUAAAACUUCCUUCUUUCAUUCAGACUAUGAACAUGUAACUCUGACUGCUGUUUACACCUUUGUUUUUAUCAUUGGUCUGGGAGCUAACGGAUGGGCGGUGAGGUCCUUGAUGCAGAAAUGGAAAAUUCUUGGACACAUUAAUGUGUUUCUUCUAAACCUUGGAAUUGCUAAUCUUUUGUUCCUGCCAACUCUCCCAUUUUUGUCAGCAUACUACUUUAUGAAGAAUAAAUGGAUCUUUGGAGAUGCCUUCUGCAAGAUCACAAGAUUCUGCUUCAACUUGAAUUUAUACGGCAGCAUUGGAUUUCUCACCUGUAUAAGUGUGUACAGGUACCUGGCUAUUGUCCAUCCAAUGAGGGUGAUGGGAAGAUUAACCGUCACUCUCUCUGUAGCUAUCUCAGUCGUGGUUUGGCUGUUGGUGAGUGUUCAAAGUCUUCCAGAUAUGUUCUACCCAAAAACCUCCGCAAACAACACUGAUACAAAUAAAACUGAAAAAUGUCACCAUACCACCUCUACAGAGCAUGUUGAGAAUUACCUGAAAUACAGUGUGGGUUGGACAUUGACUGGGUUUGUUAUGCCACUCCUUACCUUACUUGGCUGCUAUGGACACGUGACUCUUGUUCUCUGCCACAAAAAUACCAUUAAUAAGGUGGUGAAACAAAGAAGCUUAAGGUUGUUGUUCAUUUUGAUUUUGCUCUUCUCAGUUUGUUACAUUCCCUACCAUAUUUUUAAAAACCUCAGCCUUUAUUCAAGAGUUUUGAUAAAACACAGGAUGCGUCCAACAUGGGAUGAGGGAGUCUUCUGUGCUCAUCAGAUCAGUCGUGGUCUUGUGUGUCUGAAUAGUGUUUUGAACCCCCUGGUUUACCUCCAUGUCAUGGAUAUUCCUGCUCAAAUCAGACAGAUGCUUCAGCGGUUUCGUCAGACAUUUACUCGUUUGUUUGUGUCAAACUAUGUCAGUGUGCCUGUGGCACAAACUGCAAACACAGCAAUAUCUUAA